Folsomia candida is the source of this 2337-nucleotide messenger RNA. RefSeq names its product serine/threonine-protein kinase OSR1 (gene fray). The record is from RefSeq and is a predicted model, not a curated record. The transcript has 14 exons. Gene Ontology annotation, molecular function: ATP binding; protein serine/threonine kinase activity. Lineage: Eukaryota; Metazoa; Arthropoda; Collembola; Entomobryomorpha; Isotomidae. Gene Ontology annotation, biological process: protein phosphorylation. The coding region runs from base 170 to 2092 and encodes 640 amino acids.
UCUCUUACCGCAUUCAGUAUUAUAUUUUUGUAUGAUAAUAUUUCAAAACCUUUCAUAUUUUCAUACUCUGUUGCACAAUUUUUUAGUACUACAAUUUUUACAAAACUGUAGGUAUAAGUGAUUUUUUCAAAAAUUUUAAAUUGCCCACAAGUGCAAAGCUAACAGAAGAAUGAGCUCGUCUAGUAACAGAAUCGGUAACCCGAUGAAGUUUUCAUCCAGCAGAAAAAUUUCUCCCGGCCUUGCAGCACCAGGAUCACCUGGGACAUUUCGUCGCACAUCUGCUAGUGACCACCUGCCCCCACUCUUAACGCCGGGAUCUUCGUCAUCGUCGUCGAAUAAUAUUAACAAUGGAGAGGAGGAGUCGACACCUCGUUUUCGCAAGUCGGGAGGGUCGGGGCUUGUUGGUGGCAGCAGUGGCGGGAGAGCGCAAAGUGGCCAGAGAGGAGACGGAGAUAUCAACAACGCGGCGCAAGAAGGAUCCUCCGACCCCACCAGUCUCUCAAAAAUGGCCGCGGACAUCCCUCCCGCGGUGCAAACCCCUUGGUCCAACAUCAAGGAGGACUACGAGCUCAGAGAGGUCAUCGGGGUGGGGGCGACCGCUGUGGUUCACAAAGCUUUGUGCAUUCCCCGACAAGAAAAGUGCGCAAUAAAACGGAUCAAUUUAGAAAAAUGGAACACUUCAAUGGAGGAAUUGUUGAAAGAAAUCCAUGCAAUGUCAUCAUGCAACCACGAGAAUGUGGUCACGUACUACACCUCCUUUGUCGUAAAGGAAGAGUUGUGGUUAGUCCUCAAGUUGUUAGAGGGUGGUUCCCUUCUGGACAUAAUAAAACAUCGGAUGAAGCAACCUGAUAGUAAAAAUGGAGUAUUUGACGAGCCUACCAUUGCUACCGUAUUGAAGGAGGUACUCAAGGGAUUAGAAUAUUUCCAUUCCAACGGGCAAAUUCACAGGGAUAUCAAGGCCGGGAAUAUUCUCAUUGGAGAGGGUGAGUUAUUCUACUAUUACUCAAGUGAUGGGACUGUUCAGAUUGCCGACUUUGGGGUAUCAGCUUGGCUAGCGACCGGAGGUGACUUAUCACGACAGAAAGUACGGCACACUUUUGUGGGGACACCGUGCUGGAUGGCUGUCGAAGUUUUAGAACAGGACCACGGAUACGAUUUUAAAGCAGAUAUUUGGUCCUUUGGGAUCACAGCAAUAGAAAUGGUGACAGGAACUGCCCCAUACCAUAAGUACCCACCUAUGAAAGUGUUAAUGCUGACCUUACAAAAUGACCCGCCGACAAUAGAAACAGGAGCAGAGGAUAAAGACCAAUACAAAAAUUAUGGAAGAACAAUAAGAAAAAUGAUUGCCGACUGUCUCAGCAAGGAUCCAGCCAAGAGACCAACUGCGGCGGAGCUGUUAAAACAUCCCUUCUUCAAGAAAGCAAAAGACAAAAAGUAUUUGCAACAAACACUGCUUAUGACCGGGUCCACUCCUGAGGUUAGAGUUCCAAAAUCAGUGAAAAAGCAGCCUGGAGCAAGCGGAAAACUGCAUAGAACUCUGAGUGGUGAAUGGGUGUGGUCCAGUGAUGAUGAUGAGCAAGACGGGACUGAAAAUCCAGCCAAAACUGUCAGGAGGCAUUCCUCUGCAACCAUAUCGAGUACCGAUUUACCAGGUGAUACUAUUACAGCACCAACUGAUGCUACAGAGAAAAGUCGUGGUGAUAGUGAGGCUACGUCGUCUGAGACAACGAAGACAAAUAACGAAAGCCCUUCAGCAGUCGGUCAAGUCAACGUUGAUAGUGUUGGACUUUCUAAUGCGACCGUUAACCUUGUACUACGAAUGAGGAACGCGAAACGUGAAUUGAACGAUAUCCGAUUCGAGUAUCUGCCGGGGAAGGACUCUGCGGAAGGGAUAGCGUCAGAACUGGUGGGAGCUGGUCUAGUCGAAGCUAAAGAUAUGAAUGCAAUUUCUGCUAACCUUGAAAAGCUCAUAGAAAAGCGGGAUCAAAUGAAAAAUAUUACCUUUACAUUGAACUCUGGUUGCCUUUCGAAUGAAACACCCGAUGAAAAGGCUUUAAUAGGCUAUGCACAAAUUAGCAUUUCAUCGGAAUGACCUCAAGUCAGAAAUAAUCGAAAUAAGACAUAAUGCAAUUUGCCAUAUUCAUGAACUACUACUACUACUCGCGCGCCAAGAGAACAAGUGUCCGGUGAUGGGUUUCGUAAUUAAUUUUAAGAUGCAUGAUGAAAAAAAUCUAGAUUUUCGUUAGCGCUUUCCAUAAAACAACCAUGUAAUUCCCCAAGAAUUAGUAUUAAAUCAAGAAUUAAAGUUUCGCAUCGUUUCAUCUUAUAUAAUAAUAA